This is a messenger RNA of Myripristis murdjan (pinecone soldierfish), 4251 nucleotides long. RefSeq names its product inaD-like protein. Lineage: Eukaryota; Metazoa; Chordata; Actinopteri; Holocentriformes; Holocentridae. The transcript has 31 exons. Bases 113 to 3733 code for a protein of 1206 amino acids. Gene Ontology annotation, molecular function: protein binding. The record is from RefSeq and is a predicted model, not a curated record.
UUGUGAUUUCCCACGGCACAUGAAGGCAGCAUUAAAGCGACACUGGUUACAAACUGGAUCCAGUUCAUACUGAUCCAAAACAACAGACAGAGAGAGUGAGACAGGGAGGAUCAUGUAUGAAAAUAUCCCCACAGUCUCCACAGCGGAGCGUCAGCAGGUGCUGGGGGCUCUGGAGCGUCUGCAGGCCAAACUGGUGCAGAGGGAGGAGUGGACACACAGCGACAACGUGGGCAACCUCAGGGAAACACUGCAAUGUCCGCUGUUCAGCCACAUCCUCACCCUGCAGCACUCCAUCAAACAGCUGAGAAACCAGCUGAGCAGCCUGCCUCCUGACGCCUGCAGCGACUUCAGCUUCUCCACCAAAGGUCAGCUGAUCCUGAGCGCCACUCAUCCAGCUGGCAGCUUGGCUCCGCCCACCCAGUCAGCCCCGCCCUCCGUCCUGACCAAUGGCUCAGCUCCGCCCACGCACCAAGCCCCGCCCUCGCCUGACCGCCUCCGGAGAUGGAUCCACACUGCGGCCAAGGGACGUCACACGGAGCUGGUGGCUCUGACCCAGCCCAGGUCUGGAGGUCUGGGCUUCAGUGUUGUCGGUCUGAAUCCUGAAGGAAGCAGCAGCCACGGAGUUUUCGUCAAACACAUCCAACCUGGAGGCCUCGCACACAGGGACGGGCAUCUGCAGGAGCGGGACCAGAUCCUGGUGAUAAACGGCUGUCCUGUGGAGCCGGGCAUCAGCCAGCACCAGGCCCUCGCCCUGCUGCAGCAGCCGGGGGAGAGGGUGGAGCUCGUGGUGGCCAGGGACCGCCCACCGAACGCAUCAUCACCGCCGAUCCCGACCAUCAACACGGAGCAGUGGGGCCACGUGGAGGAGAUCGAGCUGGUGAACGACGGAUCCGGUUUGGGCUUCGGCAUCGUGGGAGGGAAGGCGACCGGCGUGGUGGUCAGGACCCUCAUACCAAACAGCGUGGCCGACAAGGACGGGCGUCUCCGUACGGGCGACCACAUCCUCCGCAUCGGGGCGACGCCCACCAGCGGCCUGACCAGCGACCAGGUGGUCAAGGUGCUGCAGGCCUGCGGGAGUCAUGUGACCAUGCUGGUCGCCAGGGACCCGCGGGGUCAGAGGUCGCCCGCCCGGCCGCCGCCGCCGCCUCCAGACUCCGCCCCCGUGUCCUCCCUGCCCCCCCGACCCCAGCGCAGGGUCAGCAAAAUGCCCAACCUGGAGGGCUAUGAGAUCCACGAGGUUCCUCUCACCAAGAAGGAAGGCCAGAGCCUCGGCAUCUCCAUCAUCGGCCACAACGCCCUGACCAGCCAAGACGCCGUCGGUGUGUUUGUCAAACACGUGGUUCCAGGCAGCGCCGCCGACCACAGCGGAAACAUCCGAGUUUACGACCGACUGAUAGCGCUGGACGGUAUCAGUCUUCACGGUCUGACCAAUCAGGAGGUGUUGGAGGUGAUGAAGCAGACGGGUCAGACUGUCGUCCUCACGCUGGUCAGGAAGAGGCCCAGAGUGCUGGAGAGGAGCCUGGACAAAGUGGAGAGGGGGGAGUCCCGCAUGUCGCUGAGGAGGUCGUUGGAGACUCGCUCCUCGCUGUUCAGCCCCGCGACCACGACCACGGCGCCCGAGCCAACACACACCAGCACAGCUCAGGAAACACUGGCCUCAGAGGCGGAGCUCAGGGCUAAGUGGCAGCAGGCUUUAGGACCGCAGUACCAAGUUCUGAUUGUGAAGUUGGAUCCUGUCAUUGAAAUGGAAGAUGAUGCAGAGCUGCAGAAAUACUCAAAGCUGCUGCCCGUCCACACACUGCGUCUCGGUGUCGAGUUGGACUCCUUCGACGGUCACCACUACAUCUCCUCUGUGGCUGCUGGAGGCCCCGCCCACAAACACGGGGUCCUGAGACCAGAGGACGAGCUGCUGGAGGUGAACGGUGUUCAGCUGUACGGGAAGUCUCGUCGGGAGGCGGUGUCGUUCCUCAGGGAGGUUCCUCCACCUUUCACCCUGAUCUGCUGCCGACACCCGACCUCUGACCUCGAACCAGAGCCAGAACCAGAACCUGAGCCAGAGCCUGGACCUGAACGCACCGUGGACGAGAUUGAGCUGAAGCUGUCGUCUCUGCUGUGCAAACAGACGGGGCCGAGCGGCAUCAGAGAGCAGCAGGAGGACAGACAGGAGCUGGAGGCCUCAGAGGAGGAGAUGCAGGAGGAGGCGACAGCAACGGAGACGCCACAGCACAGACGGGAAGACGAGGAAGAAGAGGAGGAGGAGGAGGAGGAGGAGGAGGAAGGGGAGCUGGCUCUGUGGUCUCCAGACGUUCUGAUGUUGGAGCUGCAGAAGGAGAAAGACAAAGGCCUCGGCUUCAGCAUCCUCGACUACCAGGACCCGGUGGAUCCCGGUCGCUGUGUGAUGGUUAUCCGUUCUCUGGUUCCUGGUGGUUCUGCGGAGCAGCAUGGAGGUCUUCUUCCUGGAGACCAGCUGGUUUCGGUGAACCAGACCCAGCUGGACCUGCUCAGCCUGGCCGAGGCGGUGGACGUCCUGAAGUCCGCCCCGCCUGGCACCGUCCAGCUGGGCAUCCGCAAGCCUCUGGUGGUGGAGGGGACAGAAGGUGGGGGACGCAGAGAGGACAGCAGCCACAUCAACACACACCUGACUGUGCCCCAGGGUCUGAGUGAAGACCUUCAACAGGAGGAGGAGGAGGAGGAGGAGGAGGAGGAGGAGGAGCCAGAGCUGAUCCUGGAUGGCGGCCUCCCUCGCUACGCCUCCUCUCUGAGCUCUAACCUCCUGCCUGAGGAGGGCAGGGAGAUGGCUGUGGAUGAGGAGGAGGAGGAGGAGGAGGAUGAGGAGGAAGAGCAAGAGGAGGAGGAGGUGCAGGCGGAGGAGAGAGAGGAGGAGAGAGCAGCCUCCUUCCGCAGGAAAGAUCCUCCGUCGUGGGAGGAGUGGAGGCUCUCCUCGUUCAGCCGGGCCGCAGGAGCAGAGGGGACGGGGACAGAAGAGGAGGAGGAGGAGGAGGAGGAGGAGGCUGUGAAGCUGGGCGAUGAAGAUGCAGAGUCUGUUGGACACUUGCUGCUAGACUGCAGAGACAGCGAGGCGGACUCGGAGCUCACCUUGACGGACACAGACACAGAGUCCAUGCGGAUGAUUGACAGAGAGAGGAAGAAGAGGCGGAGCCAGAGAGGAACUUAUCCACCAAUCAGAGGAGGCCACAGUGAUCUACCUGAAAGAGAGGAAGGUGAGGGAGAGGAAACACCUGCAUUCAGCCACUGGGGACCCCCCCGCAGGGUGGAGGUGUGGCCGGAGCAGGGCCAGUCUCUGGGCCUGAGCAUCGUGGGCGGCCGACACGUCAUCAAGCGCCUGAGGAACGGGGAGGAGCUGAAGGGGAUCUUCAUCAAACAGGUUCUGCCAGACAGUCCAGCCGCCCGGACGCUCUGCCUGAAGACCGGAGACAAGAUCCUGGAGGUGUCAGGUGUCGACCUCCAGGCUGCCAGUCAUGAGGAGGCGGUCAACGCCAUCAAAUCAGCUCCCAGCCCCGUGGUGUUCAUCGUCCAGAGCCUUUCUGCCACACCACGGCCUGUGUCGUUAACAGCUCCCAGCUACAGUAAGCACAAGGAGAAGAGGACGGCGUCUCUGAAAACAACAUUAGCCCCGCCCCCUGCGAGGCAGCCGCCACCCUACAGACCUCCCAACCAAUCAGAGCAAGAGCCUGACCCUGAUGUGCAGCAUGCCAAAGGGCUUGUGGCCUGACUGCUUGUAUGAACCAGGGAUCCACACACACUCCCCUACACACACACACACACACACACACCCACUAGGCCUGUGGCGGACGUCUUUAUAUUUAUUCCUGUUGGCUUGGUUCAUUCUGUCUCUGCCUCCUUCUGGGUGCGUUUGGUUUCACAGCAGGGGUGGUGCAGGCGGACGGGGCCGUCCUGAGAGUUUCGGGCUGCUGGUUGGAGGGUUUACCUCUUAGUGGGAGGGGCUUAAAUCCUGCUGGUGUGAAUGGGAUCUGGUGCUGGCUGGUCAAGUUGAUUUAAAUGAGCAGAAAUCGGUGGUUCCUCUGGAUGAUUCUGAAAAUUAAAAAAUGACUUUUCCACUUUUCCACCUUAUUUGACAGUUUUCCAAGUCACACACUGCUAUUAGACAAUGCCAAAAAAAAAUGUCAAAAACAUUAAGUGGCUUGAAAAACAAUGUAAGUUCAAUAAAAUUCCACCAGUUAAACAUUUUUGAAAAGCCUCCUGUCGAAUAAAACUGCCUUUUUCUCUGCA